Messenger RNA from Gastrolobium bilobum, 4497 nucleotides. RefSeq lists its product as uncharacterized. Gene Ontology annotation, molecular function: protein binding. NCBI's taxonomy places the organism in Eukaryota, Viridiplantae, Streptophyta, Magnoliopsida, Fabales, Fabaceae. The transcript has 11 exons. Bases 120 to 3743 code for a protein of 1207 amino acids. The record is from RefSeq and is a predicted model, not a curated record.
AAGAAUCGUCGAUUCAAUCAGAACAUACGCGAGAACACUCCGAUGUCUCCGGCGUCCCUAGUCGCCGUAGCUCCGUCGCAGUAGGACGAUCUCACCUCACUUUUCGAUUCAACAAAUCGAUGGAAUCAUCCAACGCUAGUGACGAUAGGUUUUCGAAUCUAACCGCAAACGCAAACGCAAACGCCACGACCUCAUCUUUCACCUUCAGUACCCCUUCCGUUUCCGACUUUUCCAGGCCCAGAUUCGUCAAGGUUCGAAAGCAAAACAAUGCUCCCGCUUUCAAUCCAUUUCGCGAUGAUGGUGGUGGUGGUGGUGCUGCAAAUGCCACAUUUGAUUUCGGUUCAAAUUUGGAGAGGGGAAUCGGUGAUCAAUUGAGGAAUCUCAAAAUUGGGAAUGUGAAAAAUGAGGGUUUCAGCGCAUUUGCAUGUGGUGGUUAUGAGAAGAGUUCUUCCCGUGUUGGGGAAAACUUGGUCUCGAAGCUUCCCGAAGAGAUGACGAAGUUGAAGAUUGUAACCGAAGAAGGUACAGGUUUUAAUGCUUGUGUUGAAUCGGAACUCCAGAAUGAGUUGAAAAAGAAAUUGAGCAUUCAAGAAACUCAGCAGAUUGGAGGAGGUAGCAAUGCAGCUUCUGAGAGCUCAACAAAUGAAGUUAUCUACCAAAUGAAGAAUGUGAAUGUGAAUGUGAAUGAUGACUCUUUUGGUGCUAUUGAUAAUAAUGUUCACAAGAGUGAAGUUGAUGUAAUGAGAUUUGGAAAAUGUGAAACGGGGACAGAGGCAAUUUUGUUGAGGGAAAUGGACAAGUUAAACCUUGGUAGGGAGAAGAAGGACCACUCUGUAGAACCAAAUUUGUGUAACCCUUUUGUGGAGGGUAUCCACCAAAGAGAUGCAAGUGGUGGUGGUGGUGGUCAUGUUGCUUCAGAAAAACUCAAGGAAGAUAUUGGAAUGUCCCAAACUGCUGCAUCAGCAUCAUCCUCUGGGUUCUUAUCAGGUGGCAUAAGUUUUCAACCUGUUGGAGUUACCAAGAGAGAUGAAUUUGUCUUUAAGGGGAAACAAGAUACUUCAGGCUCAUCUUUUGUUGAGUUUAAAACACCUGCACCAAAAACUAGGAAAGAAGGAAAACCGAAGGAAAAAUGUAGCAACUCGAGAACGAAUAUAAGUGGAGCAAAACUGAAGCAUUAUACCUCAGCCCAGCCUUGGCAUGGACAGGGUUUUGUUUUUAAGGAAAGUGUUUCCCAAGAAGAUCCGCAGAGUUCUUUAGAGACUUAUUCACCAAUGGACGUGUCUCCAUAUCAGGAAAAACUGGCUGAAAAUCAAAGGUCAAGGGAAAAUUCUGUGACAUCCAAUGAGUCAUUCAGUGUUGAUAACAAGUCUAUAGCUAAUGAUUCAGUACCAACAACUUCUGUUGAUCCCAUUGAUGAAGAUCUAAUUGCGGCCACAGAGUGCUUGACCAUAAAUGGUGGUGAUGUUGCAUGCAGAGAAACAGAGGAGGAAACUUCAAAUUCAGAGUAUCCUACCCGUGAAAAUAUUUGUGUUGAAGACUCAAAGGAGGACUCUAUUUCUGGGGUUGAAACUGAAAGCUUCAAGUCUGCCAAUGAUGAAGUGGACAUAACAAGUGAUGCGGCUGGUACAUCAGCAGAAACUGAAGCCCGUGAUAGUGAUGGAAUGUUGCAUCUUGGUAGUGCUUUGAGUUCAAGAAAUGUAAGUGGGUCUGCCUUCACAUUUGCUGCUUCUACCUCGGUUGAAGCUCAAUCUUCUAGCCCGAAACGCCAUAACAAAAAGAAAAAUUGGGUAAAUACUGGUCAUGAUUCUUACAACUACCCUCCAAACACAAAGGUUCCUUAUUCAUCAUCACCUGUGGUGUUUUCUCCAUCUUCUGGAACUUCAUCUCUUUUCACAUCAGGGCAAGGUCUAAAAGCCAAAUUACCUUCUCCUCAACCCAAAACAAGGGAUUGUGAUGUGAAUGAGGAUCAGGGUAUGAAGGAGGCUUCUUUUUCUAUUUCUGCUGCAACCAUUGCUGCUCAGGAAGCAGCCUGUGAAAAAUGGCGGCUCCGAGGAAACCAAGCCUACAAAAAUGGGGAUUUGUCUAUGGCUGAGAAUUGUUACAAACAAGGACUUAGUUGUGUAUCUAAAGAAGAAGCAUCUCAGAGCUGUCUCAGGGCUUUGCUGCUAUGUUAUAGUAACCUUGCUGCCACACGCAUGUCUCUUGGUAGGAUGAGGGAUGCACUAGAAGAUUGUUUGAUUGCUGCUGAAAUAGAUCAAAAUUUCCUCAAGGUGCAACUUAGAGCUGCAAAUUGUUACCUUGCUCUGGGGGAAGUUGGAGGUGCAUCACAAUAUUUCAAAAGGUGCUUGCAAUCAGGAACUGACAUUUGUGUAGAUCGAAAAAGUGCUGUGGAAGCCUCUGAUGGCUUACAAAAGGCACAGAAAGUAUCAGAUUUCAUCAAUCAUUCUGCUGAGCUUUUGCAAAGAAGAACAUCCUCUGAUGCAGAGAAGGCAUUAGAUCAUAUUAAUGAGGCAUUGGUGAUAAGUUCAUACUCCGAAAAAUUGCUUGAAAUGAAAGUAGAGGCUCUUUUAAUGCUGUGUAGAUAUGAGGAGGUGAUUCAGCUGUGUGACAAGACCCUUGGUUCUGCUGAGAAGAAUGCUUGUCCAUUGGAUGCUAGUUGCCAAGUCACAGAUCUGAAUAAUUCACAACUCUCGAAAGGCUUCUACUUCAGACUAUGGCGGUGCUCAAUGAUGCUUAAAGCCUACUUUCACCUAGGAAAGCUUGAAGAAGGUCUUUCUUUGCUGGAGCAACAAGAGGAAAAGUUGUCUUCCAUAAACAAGAGUGGAAGAAAGGUUUUGGAUUCACUUAUACCACUAGCUGCCACCGUACGUGAGCUCUUGCAUCAUAAGAUUGCAGGGAAUGAAGCAUUUCAGGCUGGAAGACAUGCAGAAGCUGUUGAACAUUAUACAUCUGCUUUAUCAUGUAAUGUGGAGUCUCGUGCAUUUGCAGCUGUCUGUUAUUGUAAUCGUGCCGCUGCAUAUAAAGUAUUAGGUCAAAUAACCGAAGCUAUUGCAGACUGCAGUCUGGCUAUAGCUCUUGAUGGAAAUUAUAUGAAGGCACUUUCUAGACGUGCAACUCUGUAUGAGAUGAUCAGAGAUUAUGCCCAAGCAGCCAGUGAUCUUGCGAGACUUGUCUCUCUUCUCAGUAAGGAGGUGGAUAAUGCCAAUCAGCUUGGAAUAUCUGAUAGAUCAAUUAAUUAUACUAAUGAUUUGAAACAGAAUCGUGUUCGGUUUUCUGAAAUAGAGGAGGAAGCCAGAAAGGAGAUCCCUCUCGAUAUGUACCUCAUUUUGGGAGUUGAACCGUCUGUUUCAACAUCUGAAAUCAAGAAGGCCUAUCGGAAAGCUGCACUUAGACAUCAUCCGGAUAAGGCUGGCCAGUCUUUGACAAGAAGUGACAAUGGAGAUGAUCGGACAUGGAAGGUGAUUGCUGAAGAAGUACAUAGAGAUGCUGAUAGGCUUUUCAAAAUAAUUGGGGAGGCAUAUGCUGUCCUGUCAGAUCCUGCCAAGCGUGCACGAUAUGAUGCAGAAGAAGAAAUGAGGAAUUCCCAAAAGAAACGCCAUGGAUUUAUGGCUAGGAAUAAUGUGGAUACACAGUAUUACCCAUCUGAACAAAGCAACAGGAGACAGUGGAGAGAGGAUUGGAGAUCAUAUGGUAGUAAUCUAUCUUCUCGAGGUUCUGAACCUGGGCGAUCAAGUAGGAAAUAGGAAAAUCUGUGUGGAAUGUUAAUUCAGCUAGGAUUUGGAUUGCAGUUUGACUCAUCGAGUGUGGGCUAGUUUUUUUUUUUUUAGUUUCCCAACCGGUUCAUCUUUCGGAUUACAUCCGGUUCAAGCACUUGUCGGAUUCUAUCAAAGGGGAAAGCUCUCCCAAAUCUUUUUUAUUUAUUUCCAGGGCUCGAACUCGAAACUUCUAGUUAAGGAGUCCAGACUCCUUACCAUCUAUGUCAAGGGUGUUUGAUGAAUGUGGGCUAGUUAGGUGUUGCUUUUGGCCUGCCGAAUUUAUGCAUUAUGGUUAGUUCGGUGAUGCAUUUAUUCAGAUGUUAUGUGGCUUCAAUCUUUUGGGUUAGAAGAGGUCCAGUAGGUAUACAAGUCUUCAAUCGAUGACAUAGCAGUUGGAGAAGCUGGGCUGGUCAAUGCUUCGGGAAAUAGAAAAAUUCUCUUGUCAAGAGAAAGACAACCCGGUUGCAUGCUAUAAGCAUAUUGUCUUUUUUACCCUGAUUAUGAAUUUGAGCAAGGAGUUGGUAUUUUAGCUUGGCUGAUAACCAAAACAUGAAAAGGAAGCUUGAAAAUUUUGAAAUAGGGUUAAGUGAGAGAUCUGAUUUUUUGAGAUAUGUAAAUUUUAUAGACACUUAUCAGAAAGUUAAUAUUGAGAUGUACAGACGAAAUUAAAUUGUAAUGCCACUUCAAAGAUUGUAAUUACCACAACACCAGUUCCAGUUGGGCCUUAUUCAGGAAGGCGGUC